Meloidogyne enterolobii is the source of this 461-nucleotide messenger RNA. The record is from the annotation of a GenBank genome assembly. Lineage: Eukaryota; Metazoa; Nematoda; Chromadorea; Rhabditida; Meloidogynidae.
UUUUGACUGGACCACCUAUCGGAAUACCAAAAAAUACCGUUGCUAGUGUGGGCUCCAAUAAAGGGCUUUAAUAAAGAUAUCGGUAAACAUGGGAUAGAAAAUUUAUAAAAAAAGUACCUUUAUUUUCCUAUAAAAAAUAUAAGAUGACCUUGUCUCACAAACAUUCAUUUACUAAAAAAAAUAAUUUUUUUUCUCAGUAUAAUCACCCCCAUCACCACCACAAUUAUCAUCAUCACCAUCAUCGCGAUAUUUUAAAUAAACAUUCCCCCAUUAUUUUUCAACAAAAUCAUAACAAUUACAAACAAAAAUAUCAUCACAAAAAGAAUCACAAAAGAAGAAGUCUACAUUUACUACAAAAACAAACAGAAAGAAAAAGAGGGGAGGAGGAAAGUGUAGAAAUUCCUUCAGCAAGAAGACCAAGGCGUUUAUUUAUUAAAAAACCUUUUUGGCCUUGGCCUUAG